AUGGUCGCGGACCACUCCUCCACGACGGUGGCGGAGGCCGAGGGCAAAGACAAAGACAAGGACAGCAACAUACUAUGCUGCUCCGACGCGGCAGAGGCGGCCGAGGUGCACAUGACACACAACUGCAAGUCCGUCUUCGACAUUGUCAGGACAGGGGAAGUCUGCGAUCUUGAAGUCCUGGUGGAACAGCACGGUUCUGAAAUUUUAAGCGCCAGAGAUGAAUGGGGAUACACUCCAGCGCAUUGGGCUGCUCUUGACGGGAACCUUCCAGUCAUGAGAUAUCUGGUUGAACGAGGCGCUCCAGUUGACCUAUCCUGCUUGGGAACUCAGGGACAGAGACCAAUUCACUGGGCAUGCCGAAAAGGCCACGCUGCCAUUGUGCAAGUUCUUCUGAAGGCUGGCGUGGCAGUGAACGCAGCUGAUUUCAAAGGCCUAACACCUCUUAUGACUGCUUGUGUGUUUGGGCGGGGAGCAACGGCUGCUUACCUUUUAGGAAUGGGUGCCUACCAUCACCUCACAGACAUAAAUGGAGAUUCUGCUCUUCAUUGGUCUGCUUAUAAAGGUCAUCCUGAUUUGAUUCGUCUCUUAAUAUAUGCUGGAGUUGAUUUGCAAAAAGCAGACAAUUUUGGAUCAACUCCACUCCAUCUUGCAUGCCUAUCAGGAAAUGUGAGCUGUGUCAAGAUUUUGUGUGAAAAGAGUAAAAUUGAAUUGGAACCUCGUGACAAAAAUGGAAAGACUCCGCUCAUGCUAGCUAAGAGCCACCAACACAAUGACAUAGUUCAAGUUCUCACCACUGAAAGAAACCGACGAUCUCGCUGGAUGCCCCCCAUCACAGAAAUUUGGGGUUUGAUGUUUGGAGGAGCUGGACACUCCAAAGGACCUCUUCUCUUCUUCUUGGGAUCAUUCCUUCUGUGGGAAUAUCCUAUGUACCUAUUUAGGUGUGUUCCAAUCACAUGGAAUUUAAUGAGGGGAUCUCACUACUGUUUCAUCUACUGGAAUCUGCUUAUGUGGCUUAGCUGGGUGAUAGCAAAUCGAAGGGACCCUGGAUAUGUCCCCCAAGACACAGAAGGUUACACACGAGCUAUAAAACAGAUACCGUAUUUUGAUAAAUACAAGAAGAGACCCAUCAUCCUCUCAAGGCUAUGUCACUCCUGCAGAUGCAUUAGACCUCUUCGAGCAAAGCACUGCAGAUAUUGCAACAGAUGUGUACAGUACUUCGACCAUCACUGUCCAUUCAUCUACAAUUGUGUCGGUUUGCGAAACAGGAUGUGGUUCUUCUUGUUUGUUAUGAGCAUUGCUAUAAACUGUUCCCUGACAGUUUACUUUGCAUGUUACUGCAUUGCAAUAGAAGGCUUCCAGCUCUUGUAUGUAUUGGGUCUGUUGGAAGCUCUACUGUUCUGUGGACUUGGCUGGAUUCUUACAUGCACCUCCGUUUUGCAUGCAUGCUUCAAUUUGACAACAAAUGAAAUGUUUAACUACAAGCGAUAUCCAUACUUACGGGACAAAAAGGGGCGUUUCCAAAAUCCAUUUAGCCGAGGGCCUUUUUACAAUCUUCUAGAAUUCUUUGUAUGUACUCCAGAACUCAGAUCUGGUGACCAUGAGCUCUUAGAAGAAGAAGCAGGACCCUAGCUUUGAUAAUCAAAAUCACCUGCUGCCUUACUCUGUUGAUAUUUUUAAAAGUCUGCUUUCUUAAAGCACAAAUUUUAUAAUGUUGAAAUAUUACAAGGGCCUCAGGCAAUAGCUGCUUGCUUCUUGACUUUGUAUUACUCUCAUCUUUGGAAAAAAAAAUGUUUUCACCAUUUUUAUACUAAAAAAAUUGACCAUAAUUGGGAAAACAAGGUAUUAUAUUUUAAGACCACUUUAACAAUUUGCUCAAGGAUGAAUAAAGCUUAGAUUUGUUGCAUUAUUUCAUGCAAUGAAUGUCACCUUUGUAUAACUUUUUCUCUAUGGUGGGUGUUAUUCUUCCAGACAUGAAGCCAUUUCUAAUGUUCUCAAGCCUGUCGUACACCUUUGAUAUUAUAUUAACUUUUCCUACAUUCAGGCUUCUUGAAUAAACAGCAUUGAAAAUCA
Molecule: messenger RNA, 2070 nt
Organism: Thrips palmi
Lineage: Eukaryota; Metazoa; Arthropoda; Insecta; Thysanoptera; Thripidae
Gene: Patsas
Product: probable protein S-acyltransferase 23
Exons: 10
Coding region: 1-1629 (542 amino acids)
Biological process (GO): protein palmitoylation
Cellular component (GO): Golgi membrane
Molecular function (GO): protein binding; palmitoyltransferase activity
Source: RefSeq, a predicted model, not a curated record